Molecule: messenger RNA, 1571 nt
Organism: Cryptomeria japonica (Japanese cedar)
Lineage: Eukaryota; Viridiplantae; Streptophyta; Pinopsida; Cupressales; Cupressaceae
Exons: 2
Coding region: 237-1439 (400 amino acids)
Source: RefSeq, a predicted model, not a curated record
UGCAACGGUAACUUACAUUUAGGGGACGAAUUUAACGGCCACAUGACCGUCAAAAAUUGACUGUCAAAAGGGAAUCGAAACUGAUUCGAACUCGAUUAUUUGUGAUUGGAGAUUUCUGAGCAGCUCAAACUCCAAUCCAAUGAGCUUUGUAAGAACCUACAUGUCGUACCUCCAAAUUCCUUUAAUGAAUAAGGUCACAGUCUGUAGUCCUUUCUCCGCCAUUGCAGUUUAAGAAUAUGUUAUACUCUGAUAUGGUCAAAAUGGGCAAUUCAUGUGAUUCUGAGACUGGAAAAAUUGUGGGUUCCGGCUCCUCGACAGAUCGGAGCGGAAACAAUGGAGAUAAAGAGGAACUCGAUCAUAAGGGACAAGGUCGUGAAGAACAACAAUCGGCAACAGCAAGGGAUGAUGAUGAAGAAGAGCAUAGUAAUGAAGAUAAGCCGAAAGAUGAUGAUGCAGAAAUGGACAAUUUUAGAGAUAAUCAAGCUGAAGAUUAUGUGGCAGAUGAUAAAGAAGUUAAUGAAGAAGAAGAAUUUGAUGAAAAAGAUGAUACAGAAGAGAAAAAUGCUGUAGAAGAACGAGAUGAUGAACAAGAUACAGAUCGGCGGGCACAAGAUGAUCAUGAAGAAGUAGUUGGAGAAGAAGAAAAGGAUGAUACAGAAGAGGAACAUGCAGAAGAAGAACAAGAAACAGAUACUCAAACAGAAGAAGAGGAUGAGAGAGAAAAUGAUAGCAAUCAAGAUAACCCCAGCGAGAGCGAUGUAGCUAUCAUUGCCAGUAAUAUUAUGAGAGAGAAUUCUUUUUCUUCUGAUUUCUCAAUAAGUCAAUACCUAAACCUGAAAAAUGUAGAUGAACAAGAGGGAGAUCAGCAAGGAGAAGAUCGAUAUCAAGAAGCAGAGGCUUUUUUCUGUUCUGACUUCUCAAUAAGUCCAUAUCUAAACAGUGGAUUUUACCAAGGAGAUCAGCAAGGAGGAGAGGAUUCUUCGUCUUCUGACUUCUCAAUAAGUCAAUUCCUAAACAGUGGAGAUGAACAAGAAGAUGAUCAGCAAGGACAAGAUCGAUAUCAAGAAGAAGAAGAUGAUGCAGAAUAUAAUGGUGGAAAAGAAGAUGAUAAAGAUGGAAGAGGAAAAGCAGAAAAUGAGCAAGAAGAUGGGGUUGAUAGUAAAGAAGAUGAUGAUAAGGAAGGUAAGCAAGAAUAUGACUAUAACACUACCGAUGCUAUUGCAGAGGAUGGUGAGAAUGAAUCAGAUAUAAAUUUAAAGAGGGCAAGAAGUUCAGGGGGAAUACAAGAUCUGGAUUAUACGUUGAAGUCAAAAAGGCAGAGAAGAUCUGAAGAAAGGGUCAUCAGACACAGAAAGGUAACCAACAAACAGAUGCAGAAGAUAAUAUUUCUAGAAGAGGAUGAUGAUGAUGAUAAAAAUGAAAAUGAAGGAAUAGAUUAAAAAGAAGCCCUCAAACUAAUUGCUGUAAUGGAUAAUGUCCUUCGAAGAGAUAAUUUUUAGAUAUAUUCAAGCUUAUGGAAUGUAAUAAUUUCGACGACCCAAAAUGAGAAAAUAAGUUUAUUGUUUGUUAAA